AAGCAACUAAAAUAGACCAUAGAUUAAGUUUUCAAAUGAUAAGGUAUUAUGGAUAUACACCAUUCACCACUUAUUUAAUCCAUCUGUCUGUAUCCCAUCCCACCAUAUAUAUAUAGUUGCAUGGUAAUAAGCUUAACCUUGAAUUACAACAAUGGCAACAACAGAGGGAACAGUUGUACCAAGAAUCAAACUGGGUUCAGUUGGGCUUGUAGUAAGUGCACAAGGGCUUGGUUGUAUGGGUAUGUCUGCAUUUUAUGGGCCACCCAAACCCGAACCCGAUAUGAUCCAUCUCAUUCACCAUGCCAUAAACUCUGGUGUUACAUUUCUUGAUACUUCUGAUGUUUAUGGGCCCCAAACUAAUGAAAUACUCCUCGGCAAGGCUUUGAAGGGAGGUAUGAGGGAACGAGUUGAGUUAGCAACAAAAUUUGGUGUUAUUUUUGCAGAUGGAAAGAUGGAAGUGCGUGGAGAGCCAGCGUAUGUAAGGGCAUCAUGUGAGGCUAGCUUAAAGCGUCUUGAUGUCGACUGCAUAGAUUUGUACUACCAGCACCGGAUUGAUAAGCGCGUGCCAAUUGAAGUAACGGCUGGAGAACUUAAGAAGCUAGUUGACGAGGGUAAAAUAAAAUAUGUAGGUCUAUCGGAGGCAUCAGCAUCAACAAUUAGAAGAGCACAUGCGGUUCAUCCAAUAACGGCAGUACAAUUAGAAUGGUCUCUAUGGUCGAGAGAUGUGGAGGAAGAAAUUAUCCCUACUUGCAGAGAACUUGGAAUCGGGAUUGUGGCUUAUAGUCCACUAGGACGGGGCUUUUUGUCAUCCGGUCCAAAGCUAGUUGAGGAUUUGUCAAAUGGAGAUUGCCGAAAGCAUCUACCAAGGCUCCAGGGCCAGAAUCUUGAGCAUAACAAAAAGUUGUACGAGCAGAUAUGCCAAAUCGCAGCUAAGAAGGGAUGCACCCCAUCUCAACUCGCGUUGGCUUGGGUACAUCACCAAGGAGACAACGUGUGUCCCAUCCCGGGCACCACAAAGAUUGAAAACUUCAAUGAGAACAUUGGAGCUCUCUCUAUAAAGUUAACAUCAGAAGACAUGGCAGAACUUGAAUCCAUUGCUUCAGCUAAUGCAGUCCGGGGUGAUCGAUACCCUUCGACUGUGAGUACUUACAAAGAUUCAGAAACUCCACCCAUUUCAACAUGGAAGGCUAUAUAAAUGAUGCAAUUGCCUAAUUAGUGUCUCUCUGUUGAGUUGAGUUGUUCUUGUGUUGGGCAUUACAUGCACUGAGAAAGUUCAGUUUUUCUGUUUUAGACUAAAUGUGUCACUUGCUAAUGGUUCAAAUGAUAAAAUUCAUAAUACAUGUUGGAGUCUCACAUCAGUGGGUUAAAGGA
Molecule: messenger RNA, 1371 nt
Organism: Capsicum annuum
Lineage: Eukaryota; Viridiplantae; Streptophyta; Magnoliopsida; Solanales; Solanaceae
Product: auxin-induced protein PCNT115
Exons: 5
Coding region: 152-1195 (347 amino acids)
Cellular component (GO): cytoplasm
Source: RefSeq, a predicted model, not a curated record